AGGACGGAGGGAGGGAGGGAGAGGGAGGAGAAAGAACAGAUCUAUGAGAGGAGGAGGAGGAGUAGGGGUGGGGGGGGGUGUUGCAUGCUCACAGAGUGUGACAGUGAUAGAGCGGCUCCAUGAGCGAGAAAGAGACACAGACACAGAAAGGGAGAGCACAAAGCAGAGAUGGAGACUGACAUAAAGGUAGCUGGCAAGACUGAGAUCAGCACACAUACGUGAGCAGAGGAGGGGAAGGAGGAAGAGAGUGGAGGUUGAAGGAGAGCAGGAGGAGAGUGAGAGAAGGCUGCAAGAUGAUGGAGCCCAGAAAUAGGCUUCACAGGACAGCUUUUCAACCCUGUUGUCUGCGACAGACAUGACUCUGGGCAUUGGACUGUGCUGAAAUUAGCCAGGGGGACACAGGACAGCAGGUCUGCAGCGCACUGCCUUGGUUCAGCCUCACUGGAUGCAGCAAGGCAGCUGAUUUAUUACUGAGGGGCUGGGUGGCAGUGUGUUUGUGUGUGCAGCUCUGAGCGAGUGUAUGUGUGUGUCUGUGUGUGUAUGCAGGUUUUUAUGGGUCCUUGUAGUGCUCGGAGCUGUGGAAGCGACCAUUCCUCCAGUCAUAAAAUGACAUUCAGCAGGCAGGAGCUUUGUGUGCUGGUGUGGAUCUGCAGUCCUCUGUAGGAAGUGGGAGAGUUGGAUUCAGAGCUGUCUUCGAGUGCAAGAGUGUGUGUUUAUAGCACUGUUGGACAAGGUGGAUCAGCUGUAUGUGGUGUGUGUGUUUAGAUUAGAGUAGCAAGGGUGCAGCUAAGGCAAAGAUCGUACACUAUGCAAGGACGAGCGCAGAGCAGCACUGAUGGCAGGCAGUGCAGGUAAAGUACAAGGAGUGCCCUGGGGGUAGGGUGGAGGACAAAGCCGGGACAGAGGAAGAAGAGGAGGAAAGAGCGAGGGGACAGAGAGAGGCAAGUGGAAAAGAGAGGGAGAUCAUGGCUGUCAUGCAGUGAGCUAUAGCAUAUGCUGUAGCGCAGAACAGAGUGGUGCGGCAGGGGGAGGAGAAGCAUCACUGCACAGGGGAGGGGGAGAAAGAAGGAGAGUGAGGGAGAGAUAAGGGGGAGGCAAUCAACUCCUCAACCAGGAAGAGAGGCGCAGCGGGACAGGCCCAGGAGAAGACAUUUACUCUCACACACAGUCAAAGACGCACUGACGAGCAGCCAGGUCAACGUGUAGAGGUCAGAAAGGGAGCUAGUGAGGGACAGGGGCUGGGUGUACCUCCGCUGGCCGCCAGGUCCACAAGAGUGCGGGCCGGUCCUGAGAAGAAGAGGAGGAAGAAGAAGAAGAAGAAAUAGAAGGAGACCAUCGAAGGAAGAGGGGUCGGCUCCCCAAGUCCCGUUUCUCCUGACAGCUCGGCCACUUUUCCAUCACCAUGGGGGAAUGGACCAUUUUGGAGAGGCUGCUGGAAGCGGCUGUCCAGCAGCACUCUACCAUGAUCGGAAGGAUCCUGCUGACUGUGGUGGUGAUUUUCCGUAUCCUGAUAGUAGGCAUAGUGGGCGAGAAGGUGUAUGAGGAUGAGCAAAUUAUGUUCAUCUGUAACACAAUGCAGCCCGGCUGCAACCAGGCCUGUUAUGACAAGGCCUUUCCCAUCUCGCAUAUCCGCUACUGGGUCUUUCAGAUCAUCUUGGUGUGCACGCCGAGCCUGUGCUUCAUCACAUAUUCUGUUCAUCAGUCUGCUAAAGCACGUGACCGAAGCUACUCUCUCCUGCAUCCUUACAUGGAUCACCACGGUCAUGGUCACCACGGUCGCCAUCAUGACCAUCAUGCUCGCAAGCUCCACUCUCGCAACAUUAACGGCAUCCUGGUGCACCCUGACAGCAGCAAGGAGGAUCACGACUGCCUGGAGGUCAAGGAGAUCCCCAAUGGACCACGGGGACUUCCUCCAACACACAAGAGUGCCAAAGUCCGACGGCAGGAGGGCAUCUCCCGUUUCUACGUCAUCCAGGUAGUGUUCCGCAAUGCGUUGGAGAUCGGCUUCUUGGCCGGCCAGUACUUCCUGUACGGCUUCAAUGUGCCAGGGAUGUUUGAAUGUGACCGCUACCCUUGUGUGAAGGAAGUGGAGUGUUACGUGUCUCGUCCCACAGAAAAGACCGUGUUUCUGGUCUUUAUGUUUGCAGUGAGCGGCAUAUGUGUGCUGCUCAACCUGGCUGAGCUCAACCACCUUGGCUGGAGGAAGAUAAAGACGGCCAUCCGAGGGGUCCAGGCCCGAAGGAAGUCCAUUUGUGAAGUGCGCAAGAAGGAUGUUUCACACCUGUCCCAGGCCCCAAACCUGGGCAGGACCCAGUCUAGCGAGUCAGCCUACGUCUGACAGAGGCUUCUCUGCCUGGGGGCUCGAGGACCUCUUAAAUUUUGGACAAGAGCUUUUCCCUGGCCCAGGACUCCUAAUCAUUAGGGCACAAAACUCAUCACUGCAUUAUUAUUCAGGAGCACAGACAGACUCUGUGUAGUCAAGAUGAAGCAUCAAGCCACAAAAUCUUUGACACCUCAAGAGACAAGAAUCACCUUUUUAAAAAGGCAACUGUGUUGCUGUAACAAAGCUUACAUCUAAAGCUUACAUGACGGAGAGUUCUGCUCUACCUAGGCGACACUAGGUGCCUUUAAAGAACCCAAAAGAUAAAUCUGAGCUACUACUAACAACACUGUAAAGAUAUGAGGUUGAGUCUGAGAUUGAAUUACCUGAAGUUCAUUAUUUUGCUGAAGGUCAGAAAUACUCUGCAUCCAUCUAUCCAUCCAAUUUCUAUACCGCUUAUCCGUCAGGGUCGCGGGGGUGGGGGCACGGGUGGGGUACACCCUGGACUGGUUGCCAGUCAAUCAUAGAGCUAAAUAAUCCCCUUAUUUUCCAAUUAUGUGCGCAUAUGCAAGAGAUUAAGUGUGUGCAUGCAUACGCAUGUGUGGGGAAAAAAAAGCCAAUCUGACUUGAGUCAGAAAAUUGAAUGCUAACCUAAUCUGAGCUUCUGAGAGAAAGAUAAUGUUAUUUCUUUUCGUCCAUAAUCUUCGUGGAAAGUCACUUGGUGGACAAACAAGCACCUUUUUAAACAUGUUCUAAGAAACUUACACAAAAGCAAACACAAAAAGCCAACAGCACUAAAAUUAUCAGCAUAAACUGGAGCACAGUACUUGUUGUCAGCAUACCAGGCUUUUUCUUAAAAGUUGUCACUAUUCUUCAUGUUCUUUGUUGCAUUAGGUGCCAAUCAGACUACAGACUGACAUUUGCCCGGGAGCUUAUGUUCAAAGUGAGACAUGUGGUGCAUUGAAGAAGAGUUAGAUUUACUUUCCAACACUGUGUUAUGCACCUCAGUGCUCCCGAUGCCUGCUGGCGUGCUGUUUACUGUCACAAGCCACUGAAAACAGUCAAGAAAAGUGUGCCAGUUUCUCCACUUUGUAAGUGUGAUCGCUGUCUAAGGGGCUGAAUAGAGUUACAGAGUAGAGAUUUUCAGAUAAACAGGAUAAUGUAUUGUAGUCACAUCUUAACGUGUAACCUCAAGCUUUUUUUCACAAGCUGACUUGGUGCCAUAUUUCAAAACUACUGUACAUAGUUGAGAUAUAAUAAUUACACUUAGCCUUUUCCCUUUGCAGUAUAGAUGGGCUUCAUGUGGAAGGGGGAACAUGGGUUUGGGUGGUUAUGAUGAUUAAUCAUAGAUUGCCAGCUUUAACAAUAUGUAUUAUUAAUGUACUCUUUGUUAACUCUCUAAUGGAGACUAUAUGUUCCAAAAAAGUGUUCUCCCCCUAUGGACUUGGCAUGUUACUGAAGCAUUAAUAGAAUGGAUAGAUUAUAACAUGUAACUUAAAAAGAGACUGUUUAAUUUAUUUGCAUCCUGCUCCUGUUAAAUGUAAUACUUAGCAUGCAUGAAGAUGAAAAAUACAAAGAGAUGUAGAAUCAAACUGAGGGAAUAUUGAAAGUGAAUACCUGAGAGGCUCCAGAACUGCAGCAAUAAUAAUAUAUAGUAUGUGAAAAAAAUAUGUGAAUAAAUUAUUAUGCAAA
Messenger RNA from Scatophagus argus, 4012 nucleotides. Its product is annotated as gap junction delta-2 protein-like. The transcript is spliced from 2 exons. Lineage: Eukaryota; Metazoa; Chordata; Actinopteri; Scatophagidae. The record is from RefSeq and is a predicted model, not a curated record. Gene Ontology annotation, cellular component: connexin complex. Gene Ontology annotation, biological process: cell communication. The coding region runs from base 1403 to 2338 and encodes 311 amino acids.